AUGAGCGACCCGGUGAUGGCGGCGGAUGGGCACUCAUACGAGCGGACGGCGAUCGAGCGUUGGCUCGCGACCAAGUCGACGAGUCCUCUGACGGGCGGCGAGCUCGACCACACUUGUAUCUUCCCAAACCACUCGCUGCGUCGGAUGAUCCGAGAGUGGCAGAAGGCGCAGGCGGUCGAGUGCACGGAGCUAAGUGCCUCGCCGUCCUCGCGGGAGUCGCUUAGGCGGCUCCAGUGGUGUGCCUGUGUUAGUGCCAGUGCGCGCCAGUCCCGUGCCCAGUAA
This is a messenger RNA of Emiliania huxleyi CCMP1516, 282 nucleotides long. RefSeq lists its product as hypothetical. The record is from RefSeq and is a predicted model, not a curated record. Gene Ontology annotation, biological process: protein ubiquitination. NCBI's taxonomy places the organism in Eukaryota, Haptophyta, Isochrysidales, Noelaerhabdaceae. Gene Ontology annotation, molecular function: ubiquitin-protein transferase activity. The coding region runs from base 1 to 282 and encodes 93 amino acids. The transcript is spliced from 2 exons.